UAGUUUAUACCUUGCGUUAAGCGAAUGCGAUGGUCUAAUUAAUUCGUACAAAAGGUAUACGACCUACUCGGAUCGUUCAAGUUACUCGAUUCUUUCACGCUGCUCGGAUCGAAUCGAUUAUUCGAACCGACGAACUAUGUAUAUCUAGGCUCGUUUUCUCUGAGUAAUAUAUUUCAGGAUAUAAUGAUGGAAUUAUCAAAAGACACCAUUGAUGGUCUUGCUAAUAUUCUAAACACAAAUAUUGUUACUGAUGAUAACUUUCUACAAAUUCUAGGAAUGGCUACUUCAUAUAUAUAUGACAAUCCUACAGAAAUAAAAUGCACUAUCAAAACAUCUGAUGCGAAACCAAUUUUAACAAAGAAGGUUUUUGCUGAUGUGGUAUGUUUACUUAUAGAGGCUACCCGACAUGAUUUAGAUGAAGAAAGCUUAAGAAGUUUUUUAAAUCUUGUAUAUAUUGGUGAAAAAAGAAUUACGAAAUUAUGCGAAGUAUACAUUAAUAAUAAAAAGGCAAUACAGUCUCAGUUGGAAUUGAUAGGCAAUAAUCCACCUCACAUUAUUGAUAUAGACUGGCAUUUAGAUUACUGUGUCAAGUUGGACACAUGCAAUUCACUAGGUGUUCCUCUUUAUCAUGUGCGGCUUAGUACUAAGAAACAUGAAACAAUAGAUCAUGUAACAUUUUCAUGUACAAUACAACAGCUGCAAGAACUGGUAUUUAAGCUCAAAGAUGCCAUCAGAUACUCAGAGAAGCUUACUAAUGUUUAGCUGUAUCUUUAAGUUAUUGAUUUGCUGCAUAUAGUAUGAUCCAUGUAUAUUUUCAAAUCUCCUUGGAAUUACUUUUGUUUUAGCUAUUUCUAUUACAAUAUGUGAGUUUCUAUAAAUUAUAAUUAUCAUCAACUUAUAACAUUUAUGUAUAUUAACAUUUACACAACAAUUAUUAUAGUAAUUGUUUAAUAAUAAACUCAAUAUUUGUACGUAUAA
Molecule: messenger RNA, 978 nt
Organism: Bombus pascuorum
Lineage: Eukaryota; Metazoa; Arthropoda; Insecta; Hymenoptera; Apidae
Product: COMM domain-containing protein 3-like
Exons: 4
Coding region: 184-762 (192 amino acids)
Biological process (GO): sodium ion transport
Source: RefSeq, a predicted model, not a curated record